AUGGCUGCUACUCCCUCUAACAACAACACAAUGAAUAACACUGCUAUGAACAACUACUCUGGUCCUCAGAUCUCCUCUGGCUUGGAAGCCGAACACGACAACAACAACUUCUUGCAAAAGAACACUGGUGACCGUACCAACGCUGGCCACAAUAUGUCCAACCCCACCUCUGGUCAUCACGACAAGAGCAACAUCACUGGCCCCACUGGCACUGCCCAUCCUACUACUGAAGCUAAUUCUUCCUUUGGUCUUGGUGCCGAUCGUCACGGUGAUGGUCCGGCUGUCAAUCAACACACCGCUUCUACCCAUCAGCCCGCCACUGGUGGUUCCCACCAUCAGUCUUAUGGACUUCCUGGAUCUCAACAAAACACUGGAAGCGGUAACGUUCAGAACCAACAUCCCAUCACUCCUCAUGCCAACGCCACUGGUGGCGAAAGAACCAUGGACCCUGUCUCUACCGGCACAACUGGCAUUAGCGGUUCUCGCGAUCCUAUGUCUUUAAACAACGAUUCCCAUCACAAUCGUGAUCCUAUUUCUACUGGUGCCUCUGGUACCCGCAACCCUAUCUCCACCGAAGGCAAUCAUCACAACGACUUGGGCCGCAAUAGCCAUAACCACCAUACUCCUGCCGCUGCUGCUGGUGUCACUGGCGCUACUGGUGCCACUGGCGCUACUAGUGCCACUGGCGCCACUGGUCAUCAUACCGGAGCUACUGGCCCUAUUGGUGCUUCUGGUCUUGCUGGUUCCGCCGGUCAACAUAACGGCUCUACUGGCCCCACUGGUGCUUCUGGCCUCACUGGUUCCACUGGCCAUCAUGGUUCUACUGGCCCCACUGGUGCUUCUGGCCUUACCGGUUCCACUGGCCAUCAUGGUUCUACUGGCCCCACUGGUGCUUCUGGCCUUACUGGUUCCACUGGCCAUCAUGAAACAACUGGCCGUACCGGUGCCGGUGCUGCUGCUGCUGCUACUGGUGCUGCUGCUACUGGUGCCGCUGGCGCAAGUGCCAACAAGCAUGCUGGUGACCUUCAUCAUUCUACUGGUCCCAAGGAUACUACUGGCCGUACUCAUGGUGCUACCGGUGUUGGCGCUGCUGCUGAUUCCGUCGAUCAUCACACUGGCAAGCAUCAUGCCAACGAUGCCACCGAUGGCGCUGCUCACCACAAGCCAUCUGUUGGUGACAAGAUCAAGGGCAAUUUGGAGAAGUUUGCUGGCAAGGUUACCGGAGACGAAGCCAAGGUUGCCAAAGGUGAUGAAAUCGCACAUGGCACCAGCCCCACUCAGCAUUAAAUUGUAAUUGUAAAAAGCUUAUCUAUAUGAGAUACCAGUAUAUGUAAUCUACAUAAUUAAAAUCUUUGGGAAAUUUACUGUAUAUUAAAAUCUUUGGGCACGUUAAAUCAUGCACGGUCUCUGAUUAGCU
Messenger RNA from Radiomyces spectabilis, 1417 nucleotides. RefSeq lists its product as uncharacterized. The transcript has a single exon. Bases 1 to 1287 code for a protein of 428 amino acids. NCBI's taxonomy places the organism in Eukaryota, Fungi, Mucoromycota, Mucoromycetes, Mucorales, Radiomycetaceae. The record is from RefSeq and is a predicted model, not a curated record.